Dissoconium aciculare CBS 342.82 is the source of this 2850-nucleotide messenger RNA. RefSeq lists its product as uncharacterized. Gene Ontology annotation, molecular function: microtubule minus-end binding; gamma-tubulin binding. Gene Ontology annotation, biological process: spindle assembly; meiotic cell cycle; microtubule nucleation. Gene Ontology annotation, cellular component: gamma-tubulin complex; centrosome; spindle pole. Bases 194 to 2734 code for a protein of 846 amino acids. The record is from RefSeq and is a predicted model, not a curated record. Lineage: Eukaryota; Fungi; Ascomycota; Dothideomycetes; Mycosphaerellales; Dissoconiaceae. The transcript has a single exon.
UCCACCCCGAAAGAUUGUCAGCAUCGGAUCGCCUGAGGUAGCCUCGAGAGGAACGCAUGUCGCGAUCAUCAACGGUAUACUUGUUGACGGCCUGCACGGGACGCGAAUAUCUUACGAGAAUGUGAAGUAAAUGGACGAGAUAGUGUCAGGUUCAAAACAAUGAUACUUCUCGCUGGCAGCGCACAAUCUCAAAAUGCUUCAUGAACUACUUCUGGCAUUAUCUGGCCAUCCGUCGCCCUUAUUCAAAGACGACAUCGAUACAGAGUCAAGUUCAUUCUCGCCGUCAACCGACCAUGGUGCAGUCCUUCUCUCAUCUUCCGAGCGGGCGCUCCUCAAAUCGAUUGGCACAUUGUCAAAUUCUCACCGCCGGCUCAAGUCGCUGCUUAAGACUAUCGCCGAUGGUCACCCAUCCACAAUUUGUCGCUCUGUAGCUGUAGCAAUCCAUCAAACGCAUCUGGACCGCUUUCAGCAACGGGUCUUGUCUGUUGAGGGCAAGAUCCUUGUCAAAGAUGCCUCGCUCGUGGGUGCUUACAACAUCGUCCCGUUAGCAAGCGUCGUUGGCGAAUUUGAUGACUGGCAUCGACUCAUGGCAUGGUACAUGCGCCUUGCCCAGUUCAUACUACCGUCAUCCGCAUACAAGCUGCAACAGAGUCGUGACGUAUUCCGAGGAGCAUGUACUGGCGCUGCUUUAAUCGAUGAGCUUCGCAGUGAGAUGCAAACCGGGUUUCCGGAAAUCGAGGUGGCCGCCACAGAACUCUGCCGCGUCGCUGAACUCGCGUGGCUGCGCCAAACCUCUGCAUGGGUUGUGUAUGGACGACUACCUGUGUCAGGAGCUGAGGACUUUUUCAUUCAGCCUGAGAAAGUCCGUCAUGAUGUCGAAGCAAACCCAGAGACGGACUCCGUGAGUUUUGUCAAGAUUCAGGCAUUGCUUCCAGCACAUAUCACAUCAUCUACUGAGUCUGUGAUGCUAUUCAUUGGGAAAUCAUUGCACCGGGUGCAAGCAUACAGAAGGACAUAUCCCAUUGUUUCAUCGAAGAUAUCGGACAGCCAAGUGGAUCCAGCAGCAUUGGCAGCGUCCCACCUCGCUCAAUUAUCUUCACUGACACUUCCUCUCGUACCCACGCAAUUCAAUCGCCUCAUACUUUCACUCCGCUCAUCCCUUUCGAGAAAUGUACUACAAUAUCUUCUGCCUGCCCACGAGACUACACAGCUGUUAGGAUGUCUACGGCAAUUCUUUCUCCUAGAUCGAGGGGAAUUUGCUGUUGCAUUGAUUGAGGAAUCCGAGAAGCGAUUACGUGUCAGGCAGCACCAACUAGGACGCCUCGUUGGUCAGGACAGGAACCCAGUUCAGGCCCUGAAGAGCUUGACCAUGAACGAUGCCGAACUGAAUCAGACGUUGCAGGCAGCCUGGAAGGACUUGGCUGCAUCGAACCGAGGAUCGAUAAACGCAAUCGACUAUGACGAUAACCUCGACUAUGCCCGUCAACACAUUUCUCUUGUAAGCACGCCAAGGUCUAUUCCUAGACCCCCUUCUCGCCCAUCAUCUUCCGACAGCACAGUACUACCUCAGCUUUCAUCAGUGGCCUUCGAUGAUUUGCUGUUUCCAACGCCAACUGCUCUCAAGUUCAGGGUUACACCCCCUUAUGACCUUAUCUUGUCUAGUCAAGAUAUUUCAGUCUACUCUCACAUUCACAGCUACCUUCUCGCGAUUCGAAGAGGCGGUCGAAAACUCUCCGGUCUAUGGAGCAUGGAGGGCGCUCGUAGGGAACGUCGGCACAAAUAUGAUUCAUUCAGAGCGUCUGACGAACAUGCAAGCAUUCUGCGAAGUAGAAGACGCACAAGGGCAAUAUCAAUGAGGAAGGUGUGGGCCACAUGCUCUGCUGCAGUCUUCUUGCUUUCCGAGACGUCAGCACAUUUCGAAGGAGAAGUCAGAGCGGGCGCUGGAGGUAGAUUUCGCGCCUGGGUCGAAGCUGGGAACCAAGAUGAACACGGCAAUGUCGUGGUACAACAUGAAACCAACGCCGGCGAUCAAUCUACAGAUCAGGUCUCGGAAGAUUUCCAAACUCAUGGUAUGCAAGGCUUGCUUCACACUUCUGUUGCACAAUCUCAGGUAUCUUCUUCCGGUUGGACCGCAUCAUCGAUCUUACCGGUUGAGGAAUCAGCAGCAACGCAGCAACGACGGACGGACAGCCAGCAAUCUCGAAUUCCAAAACAGGAAAACUUCACACCACAUGACCCGUCGUCCCUGUCAUCGACUCAUCGCGCUCACAUCUACGCCCUUGCACACGCUCUACUUCUUACGGAUGAACCUCUGACCCGAGCGCUACGGGAUCUUCUUGGUGCCGUUGACCAACUUGUUGCAUGGUUUGCCGAAGCAAUUGAAGGAUGGCGGAAAUCAGACGAUGGUUACGGUAUGGAUGAAUUUGGCGAGGAAGAUGACGGCAUGCUACAGAAAGAAAAGGAGAGACUCCUGCAGCUUGACCGUGCGCGAAAGGCCGUAGAUUCGGGACUACGGGCGGUCGUACUCAGACUAAGAGCGAUAGACGAGGAUCGUGGUGGACUUGGUCGACUCACCUCAGCUUUCGGUGACGAAGAAGGAGAUCGAUCUCUCCAGCCAGCCUCAGCAGGUGUACAUCGACUGCUGAUGAAGUUAGACUUUGGCAGGAUAGCCAACUUCUCAGCACCUGACGCAGACCCAUACACGACGCACACUGGACUGUUAGCACAUCGCUAGAUACUUCAUCAGACACAAAUUUAUCGCUGUCUCAAUUACUUUCCGUUGUUGUUCCGACGGACCAGCACGUUUCUACAUCAAUAGCUGCCAAUACAGUAUCAAACAUCAUUGCGUUC